AUGACUCGGCUUUCCGGUCUUUUAGAAGACGAUCUAGCUACCACUCGUCAGCUGGCUUGUCGUUCUUUGGACACCAUGUUCAGUCUACUCUACAAUGGUCUCGGCCAUAUAUUAGCUGCACACCCUGCCAAUUGGCUUGUGCCAGUUUCUAAGGUAGUAUCACCGUCGACUGUAGCCAUCAGUGCAAAAUCUGGUUCGUCUGUAUCAGGUGAAAGUGCUGAGUCUUUAAACUUCAAAGAUCACUUUGAGAAGACUGAGUUUAGUCGUCAGGUAGCCGAGUGUUGCCCUUUGCCUGGAGCUCUGGGCGAUCAGAUAUAUCGGUACUAUCCGAAUCUUUUGAAUCGCCUCGAUGAUGCUAAUGAUGAGGUACGUAUUUUGACCACAGAAGUGCUUAUUUCCUGGAACUACCUGAUGCUACGCCAGCUUACUGAACCCGCCUCCACAGACAUCAGUCAUUCCGCUGUCUCAGACCACUCAGGUUCUUUAACUGAAUCGGCCGUUGUAACAGCUGAAGCACCAAAAUCCUCUGAUAGUUUACCUUCCUCCGUACCUGUUCUGCGUCAACGUCGGGUGCGUAGUGUGCAUUCAGCAGUACUUGACGAUUUGAUUUCCAAAAUCGUUGUCCACCUUGAUGACCCUGAGGCAAAAAUUCGAGGAGCCGUUGCUCGUGUACUUCUUCGAUUAGGCAGACAUUUCUCAAAAAAGAGCGUUUUCCGAGCACUCUCCAAGGCUAGAGAAUGUCAUCGAUCCGUUGAUGUAUGUGAGGCCCUGGAAAAUCUGCUAAUUGCUUCCGCUUGA
Molecule: messenger RNA, 798 nt
Organism: Protopolystoma xenopodis
Lineage: Eukaryota; Metazoa; Platyhelminthes; Monogenea; Polystomatidea; Polystomatidae
Source: the annotation of a GenBank genome assembly